UUCCCCYCCGGUUCCCGGGACCGGCGGCGGAGUGGCAGAGAUGGAGUCCCAGGACAUCAAAGAGCUGCAGCAGGAGGUGAUGGAGGAGUUGGGAAUCUCCAUGGAGGAGCUGCAGGAAAUCAUCGACAAAGAGGUGGAGAAUUCCGAGUGGAUGAGGCAGCAGAAGCAGCAGCUGGAGGAGCUGGUGCAGUGCAUGAUACACAAGGAGGAGGAGGUGGCUCACGUUGACCAUCUCAUCGACGAUGCCAUGAGGGCCAUCAACAAUUGUGAGACCCUGGCCAAGGAGCUGUACUCCAUGAUGGGCCUGCAGUACCGGGACAGCAGCUCUGAGGAUGAGGCACCGGCGGCCACCGAAGUGAUCGAGAUCCCCGACGAGGAGGACGACGAUGUCAUGAGCGUGGACUCGGGCUGGAAGGGCAGCAGCAGCAGUGCCARAAUCUCCAAGGAUCAGAGUCUGCUGCGGGAAGCGAUGGUUGCCAUGAGGAAAUCUGCCCGUGAUGUUGCGAAAUUCAUGGAUGCUGUGAACAAGAAAACGAACCUGCAGGAGGCACAGAAAGAUGCACAGCCCCCUCAGGAAUCUCCUGGCACUGCCCAGCCUGUCCCUGUCCCUGCAGCCCCUGCAGAGAAUGACCUCAACACUGAUGGGGAUCUCAAAGUGGGCAUGAGGAUUUUGGGGAAAAAAAGAACCAAAACGUGGCACAAAGGGACGYUGAUUGCCAUCCAGACGGUCGGUACUGGCAAGAAAUACAAAGUGAAAUUUGAUAAUAAAGGGAAGAGUUUGCUGUCGGGGAACCACAUUGCCUAUGAUUACCACCCCGCUGCUGAGAAGCACCACGUGGGCAGGAGGGUGGUGGCCAGGUACAAGGAUGGCAAUCAGAUGUGGCUCUAUGCUGGGAUCGUGGCUGAGACCCCCAACGUCAAGAAUAAAGASAGGUUCCUGAUCUUCUUUGACGAUGGCUACGCGUCGUACGUGAAGGAGUGGGAGCUGUACCCGGUGUGCCGGCCAUUGAAAAAAGCUUGGGAGGACAUUGAGGAUGUUUCCUGUCGGGAUUUCAUUGAGGAAUACAUCACUGCCUACCCCAACCGGCCCAUGGUGCUGCUGAAGAACGGGCAGCCGAUCAAAACYGAGUGGGAAGGGACCUGGUGGAAGUCCAGGGUGGAAGAAGUGGAUGGAAGUCUGGUCAAAAUCCUUUUCCUGGAAGCUCUUCCCACGGGAACURUGAGUGUUUCCUUCUCGUUCCCGCAGGAAGACAAACGUUGUGARUGGAUUUACCGAGGUUCCACACGCCUCGAGCCCAUGUUCAGCAUGAAAACUUCCACAGCUUCCACCCAGGAAAAGAAGCAAAGUGGGCAAACCAGAACUCGUCCCAAUGUUGGUGCUGUGAGGAGCAAGGGCCCUGUGGUCCAGUACACCCAGGAUUUGGCAGGGACUGGUCCCCAGUACAAGGCUCCGGAGCAGCUGCCGGCUGCACGUCCYGCCUCUCCUCAGCCUGUGGAGAUGGAAUGCUCUGACAACCAGCUGGCCCAGGGCAGRAAGCAGGUGGCCAAGAAAAGCACUUCCUUCCGUCCUGGCUCGGUGGGCUCGGGGCACUCGUCCCCAUCGUCCCCUGUCCUCAGUGAUGCCCUGGCAGCGGGGAGAGCCCUCCCGGCCCCGCAGCACCGCGCUCCGAGCAGCAGCGCCACCCCGCAGCCCUUCCACGGGAUGAUGGACCGCGUUCCCAACGAGCCGUCCUACCGGGCCCCUCUGGAGAAGCUCUUCUACCUGCCCCACGUGUGCAGCUACACGUGCCUGGCGCGGGUGCGGCCCCUGCGCAGCGAUCAGUACCGCAGCCGCAACCCGCUGCUCAUCCCGCUGCUCUACGACUUCCGCCGCAUGACGGCGCGGCGCCGCGUCAACCGCAAGAUGGGAUUCCAUGUCCUGUACAAAACCCCCUGCGGGCUCUGCCUGCGCUCCAUGCACGAGAUCGAGCGCUACCUCUUCGAGACCGACUGCGACUUCCUGUUCCUGGAGAUGUUCUGCCUGGACCCCUACGUGCUGGUGGACCGCAAGUUCCAGCCCUACAAACCCUACUACUACAUCGCCGACAUCACCAAGGGCAAGGAGGACGUGCCCCUGUCSUGCGUCAACGAGAUCGACAGCACGCCGCCGCCGCAGGUGGCCUACAGCAAGGAGAGGAUCCCUGGCAAGGGGGUGUACAUCAACACCAGCCUGGAGUUCCUCGUGGGCUGCGACUGCAAGGACGGCUGCAGAGACAAAUCCAGGUGUGCCUGUCACCAGCUGACCAUCCAGGCCAGCAGCUGCACCCCUGGAGGGCAAAUCAACCCCAACGCGGGCUACCAGCACAAGCGGCUGGAGGAAUGUCUGCCAACGGGCGUUUACGAGUGCAACAAGAGGUGCAAGUGCAACGUGAACAUGUGCACCAACCGCCUGGUGCAGCACGGCCUCCAGGUGCGCCUGCAGCUCUUCAAGACCCAGAACAAGGGCUGGGGCAUUCGCUGCCUCGAUGACAUCGCCAAGGGCUCCUUCGUCUGCAUCUAUGCAGGGAAAAUCCUCACGGAUGACUUUGCUGACAAAGAGGGGCUGGAGAUGGGUGACGAGUACUUUGCCAACCUGGACCACAUUGAGAGCGUGGAGAACUUCAAGGAGGGCUACGAGAGCGAUGCCAAGUGCUCCUCGGACAACAGCGGCGUGGACCUCAAGGACGACGAYGACGACGACAACACGGGCACGGAGGAGCUGGAGGAAUCCAACGAGGACAGCUCUGAUGACAACUUCUGCAAGGACGAGAGCUUCAGCACGAACUCGGUGCUGCGCAGCUACGCCACGCGCCGCCAGACGCGCGGCCAGCGCGACCAGCGCGACCACGGCCUCUCGGAGACGGCCUCCAAGGACUCGGGGCUGACGCGGCCCCUGGGCCACGAGGAGCCCGCGGCACCCCGGCCCUGCAAGCUGCCCGUGUCCGAGGAGACCUCCAAGAACAAAGUGGCCUCGUGGCUGAGCUCCAACAGCAUGGCUGAGAGCUUCCAGGACACUGACAGCACCUCGUCCUUCAGGGUGGGCGAAGGGGGAGAAGCCAAGGCUGUGAAAAUGGAGAUCCCUGCGGAGAGGGAGAAGGGCUGUGCUUCCACCCCGGGAGAGGAUCUGAAUGGAGAGGCAAAGGCAGCCAAGAAGGAGGAAUCGGAAGAAUCAACCAGAAUUCCCAGGCUGAGCAGCCUGGGCAGGAGGUACGGCUACAACCCCUGCCCGCCCAAGCUGGAGGGGAUCCGGCGGCCCAUGAGCGGGAUGGCGCUGCUGCAGAGCCGCCGGCGCUCGCUGACCCUGCCGCCCUCCGAUGAUGUGCUGACGCUGUCGAGCAGCACCGACAGCGACGGGGAGAACGGGAGGGCCCUGGCRGGGCAGGCCCCGGGCACUGCCAACGACAGUGAUGACAUCCAGACCAUUUCCUCGGGAUCYGAGGAGGAGGAGGACAAGAAAAAUCCAUCACCUGGGUCAGGUCCCGUCAAGAGACAGGUGGCUGUGAAAUCCACCCGAGGCUUUGCCCUGAAAUCCACCUACGGCAUCGCCAUCAAAUCCACGCCCCUGGCAGCAGCCGACAAGGGCGAGAGCGCGGGGCCCGUGCGCCGCAGCACGCGCCAGUUCUACGACGGAGAGGAGAAUUGUUACAUCAUCGACGCCAAGCUCGAGGGCAACCUGGGCCGCUACCUCAACCACAGCUGCACCCCAAACCUCUUCGUGCAGAACGUUUAUGUGGACACCCAYGACCUGCGCUUCCCCUGGGUCGCCUUCUUCGCCAGCAAGCGGAUCCGAGCUGGCACGGAGCUGACCUGGGAUUACAACUACGAGGUUGGCAGCGUGGAGGGCAAAGAGCUGCUGUGCUGCUGCGGGGCCAUCGACUGCCGGGGCCGGCUGCUCUGAGCAUCCCUGCUCCCCGUGGAUCCCCUUUCCACAGCCCUGGUGCUCGCUUUCCCUCAGUGAGGGUAAAGUUUUGUCUCAAGAGGAUCUCAGUUCUCCCAUUCACCUGGAAAAUCACAGAUGGACACGGAGCAGGAGUGGACUCUGGCUGUGCUGGGGUGAUUCCCAACCUCGGGGCUUCUCCCACCUUCCAGAGGCUCCAGUGAUCCCUCAASAAAUGAGCUGUUCCUGCUCUCUUCCAGCUUUCCACCCAAUUUAAGGCACAAACCUCCUCCUUCCAGCAGCAAACACUUCCCCAGUAUUCCCAGGAAGUGCUUCCUGGUUGGGACUGAGGCCUUCAAAGUGGAAGGGAGGAUGGUGGAAAGAAUCCCUGGAAGACUGGACCAAUCUGGACUUGAAGAAUUUAAGUGAAAAAAGAAAAAUAAGUAUCUGUCUUCAUCUGUGAGCUGUUGUCAAGAAUCYGUUAGUUGCUAAAAAGCAAUAAAGUGGGUUUUUUUUUU
Messenger RNA from Malurus melanocephalus (red-backed fairy wren), 4413 nucleotides. It is a transcript of the gene SETDB1, whose product is annotated as SET domain bifurcated histone lysine methyltransferase 1. Gene Ontology annotation, molecular function: histone H3K9 methyltransferase activity; protein binding; DNA binding. Gene Ontology annotation, biological process: heterochromatin organization; negative regulation of gene expression. Gene Ontology annotation, cellular component: nucleus. Lineage: Eukaryota; Metazoa; Chordata; Aves; Passeriformes; Maluridae. The record is from RefSeq and is a predicted model, not a curated record. Bases 41 to 3916 code for a protein of 1291 amino acids. The transcript is spliced from 22 exons.